Molecule: messenger RNA, 1252 nt
Organism: Pocillopora meandrina
Lineage: Eukaryota; Metazoa; Cnidaria; Anthozoa; Scleractinia; Pocilloporidae
Source: the annotation of a GenBank genome assembly
AUGGAAACAAACGUUUGCUUUAUCAAUGAAGAUAACCUGCAUUUAAUAUUUGGAAUCGUAUACUUCCUUGCAUCUCUAACAGCGUCGAUUGGAAAUGGGUUCAUGCUUUACAUCGCAAGAAGAGAUCCACUCAAACUUUUUAACAAACCCACAAAUGUACUCAACGUUUCAAUUGGGUUAAACCAUCUUAUCGCAAGUCUUUUUGUCCUUCCAAUUCUUGGAACCAAUAGCGUUCUGCAGAGUCAGGAGAUAGUGAAUGGAGUAGCUGAACUGUUCCAAGAUGUUAUGGUUCAUUUUGUUGUCACAAAUGCAUCUGUGUUGCUUCUGGUUCUGUUCCUUGAACGUUACACAGCAUUCGUGUAUCCUUUCCUGAAUCUUAAAAACGCUACGAUCGAAAGAGCGAAACAAAUCUGCUCCUCAGUAACUGCAACUUGCUUUUUCUUCUCCUGUAUUUUGUUCACAGGAGUCUCCGAAGAUAUAUUUUACGAUAUAACUCUUCCCGUAUUCAUACUGUUACCUUGCACGGUAAUGACAGUUAUGUUGGCAAUCAGCUUUUGCUUGCUAAGGCGUCGAACCCGGGUUGCCCAAGACAUCACACAUGAUUCACAGAUACGAGUUAUGAACCCAAACAGGUCAAAACGAAAUUUACAACUUCGGCAGUAUUUGAAAGCAGCAACAAAAGGAACAAUUUUGACAGUUCUACCCAUGGUAUUUUACUGCGUGGUAAAAAUUUUAGGUUAUAGUAAAUUAGAGUUUUCCACAACAUCAUGCUACGAUCUUCUAGAACACAUGUCAUUUAUAGUUUUUUUCUUAGUAGCAGUAAUGAAUCCUGUAAUUGUUUUUCUGAAAAUUCCCGUGUACAAACGAUCAAUGAGGCAUCUUUGGGACCGAAGAAAAGGCCUUCGUUAAGAAGUAAACUAUGGGGGUUUUUGUUUCACAGGUCACGAUAAAGAUAACUUAGAAUGUCAUAUUACGCGAAAUAUAGCAAAUUCAUUAAUGUUCUAUUGGAGAAGGCGUGAGCUGGUUCAAGAGAGAACUAUGGUAUAAGUUACAGUUAUGAUAGGUGGAGGGGAGUCACUCCCCGCUUAUCUCCCACACCUGAUUUACCGCCGGGAACAAAGAGACUGUAGCAAAACCGACUACGAAGUUCUCUUUACAGUAUGUAAUGUCAGUCUGCCAGCUUAGGGCGUUUGAGUUCUUAGAUUGAUUAAUUUUAUAUCAGGAGUUUAGAGAUGAGAAUAACAAAGAAUAA